Molecule: messenger RNA, 2892 nt
Organism: Purpureocillium takamizusanense
Lineage: Eukaryota; Fungi; Ascomycota; Sordariomycetes; Hypocreales; Ophiocordycipitaceae
Product: Protein S-acyltransferase
Exons: 3
Coding region: 1-2892 (963 amino acids)
Cellular component (GO): cytosol
Source: RefSeq, a predicted model, not a curated record
AUGGCCGACGAGGCCCCGUCUCGAGAAGCGAUGACGCACCUGGCGGAAUAUGCAGCCCCGCCUGAGGACGCCUUAGCACCCGAUGGCCAGGGCGAGACAAUCGAGGAGCGAUGCUUCUCGGCCGCUCUCAUUUGCCUGGAGGGUCACUACACUCAGUCUCCGCCCAUGGGCCCUUUGACGGCCGCUCGAGUCAACUCGAUGAUCUCAAAGACCCUCGAGAAGACACACACACUUCGCGCUGCUCGCGAAGCCCUAUCGCGCAACGUCGCAAUAUGGAUAUGGCUCACGAGAAUUUUUGCUGCCGCAAUCCCAAGCCUGACUACUAGAUCUGUCGGCCCGCUUUCGAGCUUGAAUGAUCCAGACAAGGGCGCCACCCCCCAGGAGAGCACAGCUCUGAUCGUCAUGAACCAUGCUUCCGUCAAGGAGGACCUGGGCACACUCAUCAAGCUCAUGCACAUUGCCAGGAACUUGCUAGUGAACGCAGAGCCCGAGGUCCCGCAAGACAUUUGUGCCGCCGUGCACUUCGAUCAGAUGGUCUAUCAGACCAUCAUCCUCUGCGUCAACGUCACGAGCAAGGGCUACGAUGGCGAGAUCCUAGACGAGGCUCAGCGGCUGAAGCUAGCCGACAUUACCGAACUUUACAGGAAGCUGCUAGUGACCUCGCUGCAGCAAGCGCACAACUGGACUGCCAAGCACGACCGCAACAAAAUGUCCUUUUGGUUCGACGUGCUCUUUGAUGACGACGAUGGUGGUUACUCGGGACCCGAUGAGGGCAUGGGCGAUGGUUCAGGGUUCCGACCAGAAGUGGCCAAGCAGCAAGUCCAGCAUUGGCUGGAUCGCAACUCUAGAAUGUGCGAUACGGCCCGCCAGCUUCUCAAAGACUAUGCCCAGAACCACGCCCACAAGCCCCCGGGAAAUUUGGCGCCUAUUCGCCCGUUGGCCUGGAACUGGAUGCCCGAUGACUCUAUCAACUUGCCAGCCUCUGUCAGCGACGGCGCAGAGAAGAUUAACCCCGUUUGGAAGCCGGAUGAAACGGAUAAAUUUGAGCAGGACCGGGCGUACGGCCGGGUCUCAAGAGAGAUCGACACUUGGUGGCUGCGUGCCCGAGAUCCCAACUACGAAGAAUGGGUUGUGGGCAUGCCCUCUGUGGAGUUUGCACAGUCCCGAACCGAGCAAUGCAAGUCCAACAUUGUCCACCGCUAUGCUCAUUCUUACCGGGGCGAUCAUUCACCGCCUCCGGAGGCGGCCGAUGAGGAUUUGUUGGACCAUGACCAUUGUCAUUGCCCGGAAUGCCACGGGUGCCAUCACGACGACCACGACCAUGGGGAGGAGCAUGACCACGAUACCCAAGAACAUGACAUUGAAUGUGAGCACCACCAUCACCACCACCACCACCACCAUCAUGACCACGAUCACGAUCACGACCACGAUCACGACCACGAUCACGACCACGACUAUGCGCAUGACUAUGUCGAAGACAUGAUGGAUGACGACGAAGCCGACGAUGACGUCUCCUACGGAGAGGGGCCGUUGACAGGCUUGUUGACCGAAGUCCCGAACAUCCUGGAUCCGAAGCAGAUUGAAGCCCUUCACAUGAUUGUCAAGUCCUGUAUCCUCGACAACGCGGGAUCGGGCCUGACACGCGCAGGAGAAAAUUUGCAAAAGACGCGCUGCCGAAUGUUCCUGGCACUCGACUGCGGAAAGAGUCUACUACGAGAGUUGCUCGUUUUCAUUGCCGUCUGGGACAAAGAUGAGCAGUCAUUGAUUUUUCAGGUCACUACCCAAAUCAUCGAGGCGCUUCAUCACAGCGCUUUGAUUCCCUACGCCUGGAACUCCCUGCGGAUACCCAAGGAUAUCAUAUCUCCGGCCCAGACCGUCCUGUUGCGCUUGGUCAAUCACAUGUUUCGGGCCAGGAGCAGCAACCCCACGAGUCAGGAGCCCAAGGACAAUACUAGGGAUAUUAAAUUGCUGCAUUUCUUCUUCAGUUUCUUCCGCAGCCGCAUCGUCCCCGAAUGCGCGGCCUUGAUGCACUUGCAAGCCCAGAUUCGGGAACAAAACAUUGACCCGGCGGAGUUUCCCGUUGACAGCUGGGACAUGGAGAGAGCGAAAGACGGAUUGACACAGUACUUGGACUUCUUGACGACCGUUGCUGAGAUGGCCGAUACUAGGGCCAAGCUGAUAGAAUGGGAGUCGGUCUACGACCUCAUCACCAUUUUGAGUGGCCUCGAGGCGGGCGUGCAGAAGAAGGCGCUCAUUGAAUUGCCCAAGCGGGCUACGAAAACCGAUUCGAGCAAUCCGAUGGUCGAGCGCCCGUACUCGGCCGCAGACGAUAGCAUACCCCCUUCACCGCCCCCACCACCGCUGCAGGAGCCGGCCCAUAAGUUUCCUUGGUCGGGCGUCAAGGGCCAGAUCUUUACCAUCAUCGCCAGUCUCCUGCAGCCGCCGACAGGACAGAGUAGCCCAGGCAACUCGCAGGUCCAGAUGCAGAUGGUCAACUACAAUGGCAUCGUGCCUCUGCUGAACUGCUGCGCAUAUGAUGAUCACAAUCCGUAUGCAAAGGAGCGCGUCACGAUUUGUCUGAAAUGGCUCCUGGAUGGAUGCGAGGCCGCUAACAACUUCUUUCGAGAGCUCGUAAGCCUUGCGCCGCAGCCCAACCUCAAGCCCCCACCAGGUGGCACAACAGUGUCAACUAUUCGAGUUGAUGGGAUCCAGGGUGAGGUGAAAGUUCAGGUGCGGUCGAACACGGCUCCACCUUUGGAAGACUUAUCGUCGAGAAACGCCGGCGGCUCCAAGGACCCGAAUGCAGACCUUUUGGAUCGCGCGGCUUCGCUCAGUCUCGGUGCCCCACCGGCUACGUCGAGAAGCACACUUGAGGAUGAUUUCAUGGCAUAA